Messenger RNA from Didymodactylos carnosus, 3003 nucleotides. The record is from the annotation of a GenBank genome assembly. NCBI's taxonomy places the organism in Eukaryota, Metazoa, Rotifera, Eurotatoria, Philodinida, Philodinidae.
AUGUUGAAUUUAUUUAAAACUCUAUUUGUUAAGCGUAUUCUACUAAAUGAAUGUUCAUUUCUUUAUAACACUAGUAAAACACUCUCAACAGUGACGGAUAAUAAAACUAAUGAUAAUGAUACUACUAGUACACCAUCAGCAAUAGUUGAUGUGUCACAGUCACUAAUUACACAAAAACCUGGUUGGGCUACAUCUGAUACAAAUCCGUUAAUUCGACAAUUAGCUGCAAGAAUUAAAGCAGGAGGUCCAAUUACUGUGGCCGAUUUUAUGAAAGAAUCCCUUUUAAAUCCAGUUCAUGGCUAUUAUACGACUCAAGAAGUUUUCGGAAAGCAGGGUGAUUUUACAACAGCACCAGAGAUAUCACAAAUAUUUGGAGAGCUUAUAGGAGCAUGGAUUGUUAACGAGGCUGAACAAUUUUCACAAAAAUUCUUUCACAUUGUUGAAUUGGGACCUGGACGUGGGACACUGAUGAAGGACAUACUAAGGGUAGUCCGUAAAAAUAUGUUUUCCGGUCUUCAUUUUACCGUAUUUUUCCUUGAAGCGAGUCCAUUGAUGAAACGAAAACAAGCGCAAAAUCUAUUAGGUAUCGAUAUAGAACCAGCAUUAAAUAAUGAAUACAAAACAAAAGAUGGUGUUAGAAUACACUGGAUUGAUGAUUUAAUUAAAUCCACCUACAAUGAUUUACCAGUGAUUAUAAUUGCCAAUGAAUUUUUAGAUGCAUUUCCAGUAUACAAAUUUCAACGUACACCUAAAGGUUGGAAAGAAAUUUUAGUUGAUUAUAAUGAGAAAACAAAACAAUUGCAAUAUGUUAUGUCAAUGAGACCAACUAUAAUGUCGCGAUUACAUGAAGGAGUAAGUCCACAGCGACAAAUAAUGAUGGAACAAAUCACCAAAAAAGUACUACUUCAAGGUGGUUUAGCAUUAAUUGGUGAUUAUGGACAUUGGGGUGAAAAAGAAGAUACAUUUCGUGGUUUUCGUCGUCAUGAAGUCGUUGAACCACUUUCAGAUCCAGGAAAUAUUGAUGUAACAGCUGAUGUCGAUUUUGAAGAAUUAGUCAGUCGUGUACUAGGAAAACACAAUAUCGAGUUUUUUGGACCACUUUGUCAACGUGAUUUUUUAUAUAAUCUUGGAAUUGAUGUGCGAGCAACAGCGUUGGCAAAAAACAAAACGCCUGAAGAACAGGAUGAUAUUUUAGGAGCUGUUGAAAAGCUUGUUAGUCCAGAAUAUAUGGGCGAACGUUUCAAAUAUUUAUGCGCAAAAGCGAUGCGGUCUCAAAGACCACCAGCUGGUUUUUCCUAUUCCAAUUGCUUAUUUCAGAUGCCUGGACAUUUUGUUAAUGAAAUAUCAAAUUGUGUUGAUGAAUCACUAAUCGGUUAUGUUCGUGCUCAUAGUCAUUUGGAAUUGGUUGGCAGAGCUGUCAUUGCACGUUGUCAAACACCGAAAAUAGCCGUAAUUAGUGGUGGAGGAAGUGGUCAUGAACCGGCGAUGGUUGGAUAUGUUGGUCGUGGUAUGUUGACAGCGACUGUUUGUGGAUCUAUAUUUGCAAGUCCACCAUCCUCUGAUAUAUUUCGUACAAUUGUCGAGUUGAGACGUCGUGGUGCGGAAUCAAUUUUGUUAAUUAUAUUAAAUUAUACGGGUGAUCGGCUCAAUUUUGGAUUAGCAAUGGAACGAGCUCGAGAAUUAAAUAUCGAUAUCGAUAUGUUGGUUGUAGCUGAUGACGCAGCCGUUGAUCACGCUAUCGGUCCACGUGGUUUAUGCGGAACACUACUUGUCAUCAAGGUAGCUGGCGCAUUAGCUGAAAAAGGAGCAUCGAUGUCUGAAAUUGUUGAUUUUUGUCAAAGAGUCCGUGGACAGUUACGUACAAUCGGCCUAUCUGCCUCCGGUAUUCGUGCACCUGGACAAUCACAAGCAUUUGAGUUAGCCGAUGAUGAAAUGGAACUAGGACUUGGUAUUCAUGGCGAAUCGGGUGUUCAAAAACUCAAGUUAUUGCCGUCAAGACAAGCUGUUGAUAUCGCAUUUGGUCAACUGAUACGAGGAACACGUUCACUUGAUGUGGAACGCGAUGAUAAUGUUUUCUUAUUAGUUAAUAAUUUGGGUGGAUGUUCAAAUUUGGAAUUGGGUAUUAUUUUGAAGGAUGCUAUUGAAAACUUAGAACAUCGCGGUUUACAUGUGAAACGAGUGCUAUGUGGUGAAAUGAUGUCAUCAUUCAAUAUGAAAGGAUUUUCACUGACUAUAUUAAAACUUGCCGAUGAUAUAAUGCCGUCCGUAUUUGAAUUGCUCGAUUUUCCAACAGAUGCCUACGCUUGGCCAAAAACAGUUAGUGAUGAGGACGAAUCGCAAUUGACAUUAGAUCAGUCUCAAGCUGAAUUGGUAAAUCAAGCAUUACAAGGGGUUGUCAAACGGCUACAUAACGAAGAAGAUACAUUGAAUAAAAUGGAUGCUGUUAGUGGUGAUGGUGACACUGGUACAGCAUUUUCAAGAGCGGCCGAUGCCAUUAAUUGUGAUCUCGCCAAUAAUAAAUUGGUGGUUUCUCGACCAUCAUCAUUCUUUCGUCGACUUGGUCUUAUAGCUGAAGCGAAAAUGGGCGGAACAUCUGGUGCUAUUUGUGGACUUUUCUUUGCUGCUGCUUCUAAAUAUAUUUCAGCUGCGGGUCAUCAAGGAAAAACAAUUGAAAUUAUUGCCGAUGCGUUCGAAAGUGGAAUUCAGUCUGUUGAAAGUUACGCAAGAGUUCAACCAGGAGAUAAAUCACUGUUAGAUGCUCUUAUGCCAGCCAUUGAUUUUAUCAAAUCAAAAUCUACUCAAGAUGUAUUUACAGCACAAGAUUGGAAGGAUUUAGCUUUGACGGCCGAGAAAGCUGCAGAUGAUACAAAAACAUUAAUUGCUAAAGUAGGACGAGCGGCCUACGCAAAAGGUGGCGUCGAUGUUAAUGUGGCAGAUCCGGGAGCUGCAGCUGUUGCACUUAUCAUACAAGCAGUUAGUGAUACUUAUGUUAAAGCAAUAUGA